This is a messenger RNA of Trematosphaeria pertusa, 2527 nucleotides long. RefSeq lists its product as uncharacterized. Bases 119 to 2305 code for a protein of 728 amino acids. The transcript has 4 exons. Lineage: Eukaryota; Fungi; Ascomycota; Dothideomycetes; Pleosporales; Trematosphaeriaceae. Gene Ontology annotation, molecular function: DNA-binding transcription factor activity, RNA polymerase II-specific; zinc ion binding; DNA binding. The record is from RefSeq and is a predicted model, not a curated record. Gene Ontology annotation, biological process: DNA-templated transcription; regulation of DNA-templated transcription.
CUCUUCCAUAUCUCCCAGCUUAGGAGGCUCCCUGAUUUCAUCCUAUCGGUGCCUACGAACCCUGGAUCUUUACUUGUUAUAUUGCGUCCAAAGGGUUCUGCAUCCUGGUCCUACAGCCAUGUCAACGGGACCCAUUCAAGAACAAAAUAAACCGGACCCGUCUCGGUCUUUACAUCCCCCGCUCUCCCAAGCAUCGAAGCCACAGCGAGUCCUCUCGUGCGUGCUCUGUCAGCAGCGUAAAGUCAGGUGUGACCGCAAGUUUCCCUGCACAAACUGCAUUAAGCACCAGACGCAAUGUGUGCCUGCGACGCAGGUGCGUCGGCGAAGACGCCGGCUCCCGGAACGAGAGCUUCUGGAUCGUCUCCGCAAGUAUGAAGAGCUUCUUCGUCAGAACAAUGUCCAGUUCAAGCAGCUCCAUGGGGAUCCCGUUGGUGGAGAGGAUGAGUCUCCUGCCGGCAGCUAUGUAUCAGACGAUGAACAGCUGGAAGCUGAAGGCUCGAUUUCGUCUUCCACUUCUACCAAUUUCAAGUCUGGAAGAGGAUAUGAGCCUAGAAACUACUACAACGUCAUGAGCCAAGGGUUAAAAGACCCGAACAUAGACAACGAUCACCAGAACAAUGGUGCGCGCGAGAACUACAAGAAGGCGUUUGACCAAAUAUUCGAUAAUGAUGACCACCUCCUGUUUGGUCUGCGAAAGACAGCCGUCGACCUCUCUACUUUUCAUCCCGAACCAGUCCACAUCUUCCGGCUCUGGCAGGUAUACCUUGACAACGUCAAUCCGCUGCUCAAGGUCACACAUACACCGAGCCUUCAAGGACGCAUCAUCGAAGCUGCCGGCAACAUGGUGGACAUCAGACCAGCCCUGGAAGCGCUGAUGUUCAGCAUAUAUUGCAUGGCUAUCCUAAGUCUUGACAUGGACGACUGCCAGGCCAUGUUCGGUUUGCCGAGAGAGGAUCUCUUGACCAAGUAUCGGUUCGGCUGCCAGCAGGCUCUUUCGAAUUGUGGCUUCUUACGGUCCGAUGAUCGGGACUGCUUGACUGCUUUGUACCUCUAUCUGGUCUCGGUUCGCUCCGGCAACGAUCCACGAUCUCUCCACUCCAUGCUCGGUGUGGCGAUCCGCAUUGCGCAGCGCAUGGGCAUCGACAACGAGUCCACAAACACUAGAUGCACAGUCCUCGAGGCCGAAAUGCGCCGAAGACUAUGGUGGUCGCUCAUGCUAUUCGAUGCUCGCAUUGGCGAGAUGCCCGACCACAAGGCCCCGACGCUGAAUCCCAUCUGGGACUGUAAAAUCCCGCUCAAUGUGAAUGAUUCUGAUCUCCGGCCGGAGAUGAAGGAACCGCCAUUAGUUGUCCAUGGGAAAGCUACCGAAGCCAUUUUCGCCGUUGUGCGCAGUGAGUUAGCAGAGGUUGUCCGGAACUCUCCGUUCCAUCUCGACUCUACCAACCCGGCUUUGAAGCUCCUUGCUAAGAAGCCGCAAGAGGGUGGUGACCUGGCCACCCUGGAGAAGAAGAUAGAGGAAGAAUACCUCAGGUUCUGUGACCCAGAGAACCCCCUCCACUUCAUGACGAUCUGGACGUCGCGAGCUUACCUAGCAAAAUGCCGCCUCGUGGAGCACUAUUCGAGGUACCCGAGCUCAUCCGCGCAGCAGACGGAGUCGCAGCGCGACGCUGCCCUGUCACAUGCAUUCAGCAUGCUCGAAUGUGAUACAACCGUCAUGGCCUCACCUCUUACGAAAGGAUACCUCUGGCACCUUCAGUUCCACUUCCCACUCCCCGCGUAUAUACACAUCGUUCAGGACCUGAGGACCCGGCCGGUCAGCAAGCAAGCCGAAGCCGCUUGGGAGAUCAUGAGCGACAACUACGAGGCUCGGUUCGGCUCCCUCUUCCGGAUCGACAGUCCGCUCUUCAGAAUGUUCACCAGGAUCGUUCUGCAGGCAUGGGAGGCUCUUGAAGCAGCGUUCAAGCAGUCCGGAGAGCUGCCGCCUCUACCCAGGAUUGUGGCGAGCAUCAGACAGCAGGGAGCCGAGAUGGCGCAAAAUGCACCAAACGCACAGCAUGCAGGAACAGAACAGCCUACCUAUGUUGUGGACACUGCUAUCGAUGCGUUUCCUAUGCCAAUCCCGAUGAUGCCGAUGGGCUUUGGUUAUCACAACGCUUUAUAUAGUAUGGGUGGACAGGACGGCUUCACAGAAACCGCCUCGGUCUCUGGGGUAUACCCCAACAUGCCCGGACAGGCUGCGUUAACUCCUGGGAUGAAUCAGUUCAACUGGCCGUCAAUGGACUGGGGUUGGGGCUUAUAUAGGUGAACGCCGCGUUCGGUGACGCGGACUCCACAAUUGCCCGAUUAUUGAGGCCGAGGCGCGAUUCAAAUCAACAGGUCAAAGUCACUGCUGCUGGCGACCCGUGGGGGUUAUCGUUCAGUCAUGACCAUAUCCGCACGCAACGCCGAGGGAUAAAGCUUGAAGUCAGUUUGUGCUGUGCAAAGCCUCAACGCUGUCUAACUUGCAUCUCGUAGUACCAUCACCGUU